Molecule: messenger RNA, 4652 nt
Organism: Neoarius graeffei (lesser salmon catfish)
Lineage: Eukaryota; Metazoa; Chordata; Actinopteri; Siluriformes; Ariidae
Product: zinc finger protein 271-like
Exons: 7
Coding region: 1-2658 (885 amino acids)
Biological process (GO): regulation of transcription by RNA polymerase II
Cellular component (GO): nucleus
Molecular function (GO): protein binding; histone methyltransferase activity; DNA-binding transcription factor activity, RNA polymerase II-specific
Source: RefSeq, a predicted model, not a curated record
AUGUCUGGAAGGAGCUCUAAAAUAUGGGAUCAUUUUGAAAAGAACAAAGAUGACCCAAAGAGGGUUACGUGCAGAAUUUGCAAAAAAACAUUCACCUUUCAUUCUUCCACGACGAACAUGCUUUACCACCUCAACCAUCUGUGUGAGGACAUGAAAACCGAGACAUCCAUGGAUGGAGAGACCUCAGAAGCCUGUGUGAAGAAAGAGGAGACGCUGGAGCUGAAUAUCUACAGCUAUGGAGACGAUCUCGACAACCCACCUGAAGGUCUCUCCGUUAAAGUGGAAGAUCCUGACGAUAAAGACCAUCUCUACUGUGAAGUUUGCAAAUCCUUCUUCCUCAACAAAUGCGAGGUUCAUGGACCACCCCUCUUCAUCCCCGAUACUCCUGUUCCCAUGGGAGUCCCUGACCGAGCCAGACAAACACUUCCUCCUGGGCUAGAAAUCCAGAAGUCCAGUAUUCCUGAUGCAGGCCUGGGAGUGUUUAAUAAGGGGGAGACUGUUCCAGUAGGUGCACACUUUGGCCCCUGCCAGGGAGAGCUGGUGAACCGAGAGGAAGCCAAAAACAGUGGUGACUCCUCGGUUGUAUUCAGGAGCAUGCAGUGUGAAGAAUACAUCGAUGCCAAAAGAGAGACUCAUGUGAAUUGGAUGAGGUAUGUGAAUUGUGCCCGUAAUGAAGAAGAACAGAAUCUUGUGGCAAUUGAGUAUCAAGGUGGAAUUCUGUAUCGUUGCUGUCGAUCCAUUAACCCAGGACAGGAGCUCUUGGUGUGGUAUGAAGAGGAGUACACCAAAGAACUCAGUCUUGCACCUACAGGAACAACCAGGCAGCAAGAAGUAAAGAACGCUCUGCUGCAAGUCUUUUCCUGCUCCACAUGCCCUCGUUCCGAUGCAUCUCCAAUUUACCUCGACAAGCAUGUACAGAGAUGCCACUAUGAAGAGUACGUGAGACUCCGAGAAUCAGGAGAGAUUAAAUAUAAGCUUCAGAUCCCCUCCAAAUGCUCCAGUCGUCAACCAACAUCAACUGAUAUUAUCCAUUCUGAUACUUCCCAUAAUGAUAUACAGAAGGAAAUUCACCACUGCUCAGAUUGUGGAAAGAGUUUUAGUUAUCAGAAUGCACUCAAGACACACCAGCGCAUUCACACAGGGGAAAAGCCAUAUCACUGCUCACAGUGUGGGAAGAGUUUUACUCGUCAGAGUCAUCUCCAAACACACCAGCGCAUUCACACAGGGGAAAAGCCGUAUCACUGCUCACAGUGUGGGAAGAGUUUUACUUGGCAGAGUUAUCUCCAACGACACCAGCGCAUUCACACAGGAGAGAAGCCGUAUCACUGCUCACAGUGUGGGAAGAGUUUUACUUGUCAGAGUGAUCUCCAACGACACCAGCGCAUUCACACAGGAGAGAAGCCGCAUCAUUGCUCACAGUGUGGGAAGAGUUUUACUCAGCAGAGUGAUCUCCAACGACACCAGCGCAUUCACACAGGAGAGAAGCCGCAUCACUGCUCACAGUGUGGGAAGAGUUUUACUCAGCAGAGUGCUCUCCAACAACACCAGCACAUUCACACAGGAGAGAAGCCGUAUCACUGCUCACAGUGUGGGAAGAGUUUUACUCAGCAGAGUGAUCUCCAACGACACCACCGCAUUCACACAGGAGAGAAGCCGCAUCACUGCUCACAGUGUGGGAAGAGUUUUACUCGGCAGAGUGAUCUCCAACGACACCAGCGCAUUCACACAGGAGAGAAGCCGUAUCACUGCUCACAGUGUGGGAAGAGUUUUACUCGUCAGAGUGCUCUCCAAACACACCAGCGCAUUCACACAGGAGAGAAGCCGUAUCACUGCUCACACUGUGGGAAGAGUUUUACUUGGCAGUGUGAUCUCCAACGACACCAGCGCAUUCACACAGGAGAGAAGCUGCAUCACUGCUCACAGUGUGGGAAGAGUUUUACUCAGCAGAGUGAUCUCCAACAACACCAGCGCAUUCACACAGGAGAGAAGCCGCAUCACUGCUCACACUGUGGGAAGAGUUUUACUCAUCAGAGUGAUCUCCAACGACACCAGCGCAUUCACACAGGAGAGAAGCUGCAUCACUGCUCACAGUGUGGGAAGAGUUUUACUCGUCAGAGUGCUCUCCAACAACACCAGCGCAUUCACACAGGAGAAAAGCCGCAUCACUGCUCACAGUGUGGGAAGAGUUUUACUCAUCAGAGUGAUCUCCAACGACACCAGCGCAUUCACACAGGAGUGAAGCCGCAUCACUGCUCACAGUGUGGGAAGAGUUUUACUCAGCAGAGUCACUUCCAAACACACCAGCGCAUUCACACAGGAGAGAAGCCGUAUCACUGCUCACAGUGCGGGAAGAGUUUUACUCAGCAGAGUGCUCUCCGAACACACCAGCGCAUUCACACAGGAGAGAAGCCGUAUCACUGCUCACAGUGUGGAAAGAGUUUUACUCGUCAGAGUGGUCUCCAAACACACCAGCGCAUUCACACAGGAGAGAAGCCGUAUCACUGCUCACACUGUGGAAAGAGUUUUACUCAUCAGAGUGGUCUCCAAACACACCAGCGCAUUCACACAGGAGAGAAGCCGUAUCACUGCUCACAGUGUGGAAAGAGUUUUACUCGUCAGAGUGAUCUCCAACAACACCAGCACAUUCACACAGGAUAGAAGCCGUAUCACUGCUCACAGUGUGGAAAGAUGUUUGCUUGUUUAGUUACAUUUAAGACCUUCAAGUGCACUAACUCAGAGACAUUGCAUGAUUUAAAGUUGUCAAAUUAAAUAUGGUUAUUACAGUUUUGACUGAAAAUGACCUGUACUUUGAACUUUAUUGUUCAUGUUACACUGGUCAACAAUUUUUCAGAAGUUGCCUGCUUCACUACGGAAGCGCAUUGCAUUCACCUAAUAAUACAAAAAAACAGCAGGUUAUCUUAUAAUUACGAGAUAAGAUUUCAUAAUUACAAUAUAAUUAUCUCAAAAUUACGAGAUAUCAUCUUGUAAUUUUGAGAUACUAUCUCGUAAUUACGAGAAUAUUAUGUCUGGUUUUCAUUUAGCCAUAUCAGUUUCAUGUUAGGAAGUGAUGUGUGGCUGCUGUGAUUAGCAAGGGAAUGAUGGAUAUCUCUGGCAGUAUAAGCUUUUACUUCUUUCUUGGCAUGAGGCACUGGGAAAUAUUAACAUGUCUCAGGAUGGAUGGCAUUCAAAUAAGCAUGUCAACGCUACGGAGACGAAUGAAAUUGUUGGAGUUGUUCAGGCGGAAAGGCAAGUCUGACUUGCUGGAAGUUGCGCUCUUCCUGAAUGAGCAAUUAAACCAAUAUGGCAUGAUGCAUGGAUACAAAUUCAUGCAUUUGAAAUGCAUUCAAGCUGGACUGGUCGUGACUUAAUCCACAGUGCGUGCUCUGCUGAAGAUUCUCGACCCUCAAGGAGUGCAGCUGAGGUUAAGGCGACGUCUUUACAGCAAUCCAGGCCCGAACUUCUUGUGGCAUGUGGACUCAUAUGACAAGCUUAAACCGUAUGGAAUAUGCAUCAACGGAGCAGUGGAUGGAUUCUCGCGCAUGGUCAUAUGGCUUCACGCCUUCUCCACCAACAGCAAUCCUAAAGUCAUUGCUGGGUAUUUCAUUGAUGAGGUUGGCAGCAGAGGCGGCACUCCUUCUCGUAUCCGGUCAGAUCUGGGUACCGAUGUGCCCUGGAGCAAAUACAGCGGUUUCUAAGAGAUACCCACGAUGAUGUGUUUUCGAAAAGAUGCUACAUAACUGGAUCAAGUAACCACAAUCAGAGAAUUGAACAAUGGUGGGGAUUUCUAAGAACACACCACGCACAAUUCUGGAUGAACAUGUUUCCAGAUCUCAACGACCAGGACCAAUUCUCUGGAGAUUUCCUAGACAAAAAUAUCAUUCAGUUCCCCUGCCUGGAAAUAAUUGAGAGAGAGCUGCAGGAAGUGGCUCAGUUGUGGAACUGCCACAGACUUCGUCCCAGCAGGAAUGCUGUUUCUCCGAGUGGACGACCAUUGCUUAUGUACAGCAUUCCACAACUGUUUGGCAGUACAGAUCACCUGAAAACUGUACAUCCUCAACAAGUAGAUCUGUGCUGAGAUGAAUGCCUACCAAGAGGACCAUUGCCCUGCGAACAGACUGUUUUUGACAUUUGCUGUCUGUUGAUGUCAGAAAAUCAUCUGCACCCACCCACUACUGCACAUGAAGCCAUAGAACUGUAUCUCUUUUUACGAGAAAAUAUCCACACUUUGCUCUAAUUCUUACAUUCUUACCUGUUCGCCAACAGCAUACGUCAGAUUGGAACUCCAGCGAUUGUAUGCUACCAGUUGGUGGCAGCAAAUGCACCUCUUUAAUUGUGAAUGCAGCACAUGCAGCUCGGUAUUUCAGAUAUGUUCUCUUAUGAGAUCCCACCUUAUAAUACAACACCAUACUUUAAGCAGGUAAUAAAUAAAACUCAUGUAAUUUACAAAAAUACAAAGUAAAGGUCAGUUAGGUUUUAUAGUAGUUUUUGCUAUGUAUGGCUUCAUUAUAUUAGUGUUCACAGUAACAGUACAGCUAUACUACUGUUUGUGUUAUUAACUUCAACUGCAAACAGAAUUCAGGCAUUGCAAUAAAAUUUUGCCAUUUAUUCAGGAACAAGUAUCAGUCCACCUGCCUUUAAACCCCUUUCAACAA